Maudiozyma barnettii is the source of this 2097-nucleotide messenger RNA. It is a transcript of the gene NOC2, whose product is annotated as mRNA-binding ribosome synthesis protein NOC2. The record is from RefSeq and is a predicted model, not a curated record. Gene Ontology annotation, biological process: ribosomal large subunit biogenesis. Bases 1 to 2097 code for a protein of 698 amino acids. The transcript has a single exon. Gene Ontology annotation, cellular component: nucleoplasm; nucleolus; Noc1p-Noc2p complex. NCBI's taxonomy places the organism in Eukaryota, Fungi, Ascomycota, Saccharomycetes, Saccharomycetales, Saccharomycetaceae.
AUGGGUAAAACAUCAAAGGCUACUAAGAAGUUUCAGAGUAAACAUUUGAAUCAUACUUUGGAACACAGAAAGAAAGAAAAGCUUCAAAAACAAAAGAUUAAAGGUCGUCGUGGUAACAAGACUGAAGAAGAAAAGAUCAAGGGUGCUUUAACGAGAGAUGAACAAAAAUUGAAGCAAUCUGCUAAGGAAGAAGUCUUCAAAGAUAUGUCUGUUGAAGAAUAUUUCGACAAAGGAAUCGAACUUCCAAAGGAAAACAAAAAAUCAAAGGCUGCAAGAAAAGCUAAGUCUGCAGGGGAAGAUGAUGGUUCAUCUUCUGAAGAGGAAGAUAUGGCUACCUCUAUGGCUACAUUGUCUAAGAAUGAUCCAGAAUUCUUCAAGUAUUUACAAAAUAAUGAUAAAGGUUUAUUAGACUUCGGUGCUUCUAAUCCAUUGGAUGGAAUUAGUGAUGAUGAGAAUGACAAGGAAGUCGAGAAGACUACAGGUGAUCAACCUCUCCAAAAGAUCGAACUAACACUCACCCUAGUUAGACAAUGGAAGAAAACCCUUCGUGAAAAACCAACUCUAAAGUUAUUAAGAAAUGUUUCUGUGGCUUUCAAAGGUGCCGUUAACAUGAAUAAUGACGAACAUUUAGAGGAAUACAAAUAUACUAUCUCAGAGGAAAAAGCAUUCCAAGAGCUAAUGUUUGUUGCGCUAAAGGACUUACCAACUGCUGUUCAAAAGAUGGUUCCAUACAAGAUCAUAAAGGAUUCCAGAACUCUGCCAUCUAACAAAAAUGUUUCCAAAAUUUCUUCUAUUAUUAAGGCCCACUGUGCUUCUCUAUUGGUAUUAUUAAAUGAUAUCACUAACACCGAAACUGCUGCAAUGGUUCUACAUUCUGUUAACCAGUUCUUACCAUACAUUAUUUCCUACAGAAGAAUCCUGAAAGAAAUCAUUAAAAGUGUUGUCGAAAUAUGGGCAACUAGCAGAGAAGUUGAAACCCAAAUUGCAUCGUUUGCAUUCUUACAUAAUGCCUCCAAGGAAUUCAAGAAGGCCAUGCUUGAAACUGUUUUAAAGUCUACAUAUUCGACUUUUGUUAAAAACAGUCGUAAAACAAAUAUUCGUACUAUGCCAUUGAUUAACUUUCAAAAAAAUUCUGCUGCAGAAUUAUUUGCUAUUGAUGAAUUAUUGAGUUAUCAAGUCGGAUUUGAAUUUAUCAGACAAUUGGCUAUUCAUCUAAGAAAUACCAUGAAUGCAACCACUAAGAAAACUAGCAAAGCUAACCCUGCUGAAGCAUACAAGAUUGUUUACAACUGGCAAUUCUGCCACUCCUUAGAUUUCUGGUCUCGUGUUCUGUCUUUCUCUUGUAAUCCAGAAAAAGAGCAAGGUCAUAUUUCACCAUUAAGAGAAAUGAUUUUCCCAUUGGUCCAAGUAACUAUCGGUGUUACCAGAUUGAUUCCAACCGCUCAAUUUUUCCCAUUAAGAUUCUAUUUGGUUAAAUCCUUAAUUAGAUUAUCCCAAAAUACUGGUGUAUACAUUCCAAUUUUUCCAAUUCUAUCUGAGAUUCUUUCAUCAACUGCCUUCACAAAAGUCCCAAAAAAGAAAGAAAAUUUGGAAGCUUUUGACUUUGACCACAACAUCAAAUGUACUCAAGCCUAUUUGGGAACAAGAGUUUACCAAGAAGGUUUAGCUAGUCAAUUUGUAGAUCUACUUGGUGAAUUUUUUACUCUCUACUGUAAAAGUGUGUCAUUCCCAGAAUUAGUAACACCACCAAUUAUUGUUCUCCGUCGUUAUAUCAAGAAUUCUAAGAAUAUUAAAUUUAACAAACAAUUAUCAAAUAUCGUCGACAAGCUACAACAAAAUUCUAAAUUUAUUGAAGAAAAGAGAUCUGAAAUUGAUUUCAGUCCAAAAAAUAGAAGUGAGGCAAACAGAUUCCUAAAUGACAUUCCUUGGGGAAAAACUCCAUUGGGUGCUUAUGUUGUUGUUCAACGUGAAGUCAGAGACGAAAAGGCCAAGAUUCUAAGAGAAUCUGUAGAAGAAGAUGAUAGAGAGAAGGAGAGAGCUAAAAAGACGGAGGAAGAGGAAUCAGAGGAAGAGGAAGAUGUCGAAAUGUCUGAUUAA